UUGGGCCAGCACCGCAUAGCCCGUAGGAUCGACGAGUGUCACAUUUCUGGGAGACGGAGAGAGAUGAGGGCCGUGGAGCUGUUGCUGGUCCUGCUGCUCUCUGUCGAGCCAUGGCGAGGCGGCGGCGGUCCGGCGGCGGCUCGCGCUCUCAGCUACACCAGGGCGGACUUUCCCCGGGACUUCGUCUUCGGGGCCGGCACGUCGGCCUACCAGUACGAAGGGGCGACGGAUGAGGACGGAAGAAGCCCAAGCAUCUGGGACACUUUUACUCAUGCAGGGAAAAUGCCAGACAAGAGCACCGGCGAUUUGGCCGCAGACGGCUACCACAGAUACAAGGAGGAUGUGGAGUUGAUGAGCGAGACUGGCCUGGAGGCCUACCGGUUCUCCAUUUCUUGGUCUAGGCUCAUUCCAAGAGGAAGAGGACCCGUCAAUCCCAAGGGGCUGGAGUAUUACAACAACCUGAUAAACGAGCUAACAAAACGAGGAAUCCAGAUACAUGUGACUCUGUACCACCUUGAUUUCCCUCAGAUCCUGGAAGACGAGUACCAUGGCUGGCUGAGCCCCAGGGUCGUGGAUGACUUCACGGCGUUCGCGGAUACGUGCUUCCGGGAGUUCGGCGACCGGGUGCAGCACUGGACCACCAUGGACGAGCCCAACGUGAUCUCCGUUGCUGCCUACGACAGCGGCGCCUUCCCGCCGUGCCGCUGCUCAGCGCCCUUCGGAGUCAACUGCACGGCGGGGAACUCCACCGUGGAGCCCUACACCGUGGCGCACAACUCCAUCCUUGCCCACGCUUCCGCCGUCAGGCUCUACAAGGAAAAGUACCAGGCCACGCAGAAGGGCGUCGUCGGCAUGAACGUCUACAGUUUCUGGAACUACCCCUUCUCCUCCAGCCCCGCCGACAUCACCGCCACCCAGAGAUCGCUCGACUUCAUGAUCGGCUGGAUCUUGGACCCCUUGGUAUAUGGAGACUAUCCUGAGAUCAUGAAGAAGAAAGUUGGAUCACGGCUUCCAUCAUUCACAAAAGAACAGUCCGAGCUAAUCCGUGGAGCCAUCGAUUUCGUCGGUAUAAACCACUACACGUCGGUGUACGUGAGCGACAGGAAGAGCAGCGCCGACACCAGCCUCCGGGACUACAAUGCCGAUAUGUCGGCCACCUUCAGAAAGUCAAGGAAUGAUAGUGGUACUGGUCAGUUUAUCCCUAUCAACAUGCCGAAUGAUCCGGAAGGGCUGCAGUGUAUGCUCAAGUACCUCACAGACAGAUACCCGAGCAUUCCUAUCUACGUGCAAGAAAAUGGCUAUGGACAGCUCUUGGUCGACUCGGUUAAUGAUCAUAACAGAGUGGAGUACUUGAGUGGCUACAUCGGCAGCACGCUGGAUGCACUCAGGAACGGAGCCAACGUAAAGGGCUACUUUGUUUGGUCAUUCAUGGAUGUGUUCGAGCUACUAGCGGGCAAUUAUUUGCGAUACGGACUGCACUACAUCGACUUCCAGGAUCCUGGGCUGGCAAGGCAGCCAAAGCUCUCUGCCAAGUGGUACUCCAAGUUCUUGAGGAGUGAAAUUGGGAUAAACUUAGAGAACAUGGUUAGUCCCAAUGCAAGGUCACAUGCUCAGGAAUGAGGUUAACUAGCACUCUAGCAGUGCAUAGAGAUCAGGUUGGAGUGGCUAUAAAAACAAGCAAAAGAUCAGACCGUUGCUUAUAGCUUUUCUUGUUCAUUUUACAAAGGAUAUUUGUUCGUCUUUCUUGAUCAUGGCUCACCAUCUUA
Molecule: messenger RNA, 1766 nt
Organism: Lolium perenne
Lineage: Eukaryota; Viridiplantae; Streptophyta; Magnoliopsida; Poales; Poaceae
Product: beta-glucosidase 22
Biological process (GO): carbohydrate metabolic process
Molecular function (GO): beta-glucosidase activity
Source: RefSeq, a predicted model, not a curated record